Molecule: messenger RNA, 1104 nt
Organism: Chenopodium quinoa (quinoa)
Lineage: Eukaryota; Viridiplantae; Streptophyta; Magnoliopsida; Caryophyllales; Amaranthaceae
Exons: 2
Coding region: 1-1104 (367 amino acids)
Source: RefSeq, a predicted model, not a curated record
AUGGAAUUUCCCAUUGUCAAGCGCAUCAACGAAUGCUUCAUCAAACCAAAGUUAGAAGAAAAUUUCAACAAACCAUAUUUCUUAACUUCAUGGGAUUUAAGGUUACUUUCUAUUCAUUACAAUCAAAAAGGUAUUUUAUUCACUAAACCUUCACCAAAAGAUAAUGAGUCUUUCUCAUUUGAUAACCUUUUAGAGAGUCUUAAAGACUCUCUUGCUCUCACCCUUGUCUAUUUCUAUCCCUUAGCCGGUCAGCUCGCCACACGAAUCGACAAAGACCAACAAAAAUGUGUGGUCUUCGUCGAUUGUAACAAGGGUCCUGGAGCUCAAUUCCUCCAUGCUACCCUCGAUAUGACCGUGUCCGAUAUACUCUCACCUACCUACAUCCCUAAGGUUGUACAUUCUAACGAACUCGACGAUUUUGUAGUUCGUUACAAACCUCCAUCCGAGUUGAUGGAGAGAAUGUUUCAUUUCACAUCCGAGUCAAUGAAGAGCCUAAAAGCGAAGGCCAACAAAGAUAAUGUUAACAACGAUGUUAUCAUCUCGUCUUUUCAAGCAUUAGCCGCGCUUAUUUGGCGUGCAAUAGUUCGAGCUUAUGAACUAGCACCAAAUGAGGUGACUAAUUGUCACCUAGCAAUAAAUGUUAGAAAAAGGCUAGAUCCGCCACUGCCUGAUGAUUAUUUUGGGAACGCGCUAAGUAACAUCAUGACUAGUACAACAGCCGGUGACCUGCUUAGCCAAAGUUUGGGGUUGGCAGGAACAUUGUUGAAUGAGAGUAUAAAAAAAUACACCGAUGGGGCUGUUGUUUCGGACGACCACUGGGCGGAGGCUCCGUAUUUUAUUGAUCUUAGUACAUUUUCAGAUUUGAGAAGUGUAAGGUUUGGAAGCUCGCCAAGAUUUGAAAUAUAUAGUAACGAGUUUAAGGGUCUAGGGAGACCAGUCGCAGUUAGGAGUGGUAAUGGGAAUAAAUUUGUAGGGAAAGUGAAUACUUACCCUGGAUGUGAAGGUGGUGGAAGUGUUGAUUUUGAGAUUUGUCUAUUACCUCAACAAAUGGCUAUUCUUGAAUCUGACCCUGAGUUCAUGGAUUUUGUUUCUCUUGCUAUCUAA